Paramuricea clavata is the source of this 240-nucleotide messenger RNA. The record is from the annotation of a GenBank genome assembly. NCBI's taxonomy places the organism in Eukaryota, Metazoa, Cnidaria, Anthozoa, Malacalcyonacea, Plexauridae.
AUGCCUGGCCAACAUCGCUUUGUCCAAACAAAAUUUAACAGUGCAGAAACUGAGAUCAUUGAGACCGAAAUCAACAAAAUGUUGGGAAAAGAAAUUAUAGAACAAGUCGAACAUACAAAAGAUGAAAUUACCUCAAACAUUUUUACAAGACCUAAAAAGGAUGGCACCCAUGAAGUGAUCAUUAAUCUAAAAGAUUUCAAUAAACAUGUAUCCUACUAUCAUUUUAAAAUGGUUCAUUAA